Molecule: messenger RNA, 2193 nt
Organism: Syngnathoides biaculeatus (alligator pipefish)
Lineage: Eukaryota; Metazoa; Chordata; Actinopteri; Syngnathiformes; Syngnathidae
Exons: 2
Coding region: 151-2169 (672 amino acids)
Source: RefSeq, a predicted model, not a curated record
CUUCACGCCCCGUUCCAGCACUCUCGUUUCCCUGAUUGAACCUGUGUGUACCGACCUUCGUCCGUUCUCCGACCAACCCCUAAACGUGUCUCUUCUUGAACUACCUUGCAUCUUCCGAGUUCCUGCAUUUGGGUCCUACUCUCGUUUCUGAUGGGACGUGACAGAACGAACUGGCCAUCACAGGACCCAGCAGGAAAGACCCGGCGUCGCCGGGACCGACGCAAGGUAGACCGUCUGCCGGAGGACCAAGCCUGUCCAAUCCGGGUAGGCUCCCUGACGUCCUCCACUUCCGUGUCUUACGCUCCGCCAGCGAGGUAUGAAUACGUCCCGAACACGACCCGUCCGGCUCCUCAUAUUCUUCUGGACUCUGACUUUUCGGAAUAUGAGGAGGACCAUGAUUUGUUUGACCGGCUGCCUGAGUACGACUCCGAUUAUUCUGACUAUGAAUCUGCUCGUCCGAUCUUUCAUCCCAGUCAGUUUGUUUCACCUCCCCGCGUUUCCAGCACCCGAACAUCUUCACCCGGUAGAUCAAAGUACACCAAUCGGUACGAGGGAACCCGAUUGGCCAUCUACCCGGGACCUCCGCGGGGCGGCCAGAGGAGACGCCCCGGCCAGGCGCUUCCUGGUGUCUCUCGCUGCGCGGCAACGAAGACACAGUCCUCCCACUCCUCGCCGGUAACGGUGAGACCGGCAGACCCGGAGCUGGCGGCGAGGCUUCCAGCCCAGAGGGAGGAGGUGCCGCCAAAUCACGAGGCGUUCCGCCGCGAACUGCGGGCGGAGAUUGAACGGCAGAGUGCGGAAUUGGCGGCUCUCACGGCCCAGGUCCGGCAAAGAUUGGCGAACCAGCCGAGCUACGCUGACGUCGCAACGGCGACGGACUCGCUGCUGACUCAGGUUCACGUUGCCGUGGAAACCGACCCGCCCCCUUGCCAAGUGCACGCCACAGUGGGAACAGACUCGCCACCUCGCCAAGUGCACGUAGCUGUGGAGACUGACCCGCCUCCUCACCAAUCCCACGGCGAGGUUUUGGCGAUUCCGAGCAGAGCUCACGCGGCAGUUGGAACUGACCCGCUCCCGAGACACGCCCACGUGUCAGUUUUGACUGACUCUCCGCCUACUCAGGUUCACGUUGCCCUGGAAACGGAUUCGCCACCGCGCCACGCCCACGUUGCUGUUUCAACGGAUGGAGUGCAAGCUCACGUGGCAGUGGGGACCGACCCGAUGCCGCCUCACGUUGCUGUCCAGGAGGUGGCGACGUCUCCACAGCCACUUCUCGUCCGUGCUCUGGAGUGGCAGUGGCGACCGUCCCGCGGCCGCUCCCCGUUCCUGCUCUGUCGGCGACGGGCACGCCCUCACGUUCCUGUCCAGGAGGUGGCGACAGUUCCCCAGCCGCCUCACGCUCCCGUCCAGGAGGAGGUGGAGUUGGUGAUGCUGCUGCCGCCUUCUCACGUUCCUGUCCAGGAGGCGGCGGCGACGGGGUCGCUGCCUUCUCAAGUUGCUGUCCAGGAGGGGGCGGUACUGGCGCCGCCUUCUCAAGUUGCUGUCCAGGAGGGGGCGGCGACGGGGUCGCCUUCUCACGUUGCUGUCCAGGAGGGGGCGGUACUGGCGCUGCCUUCUCACGUUGCUGUCCAGGAGGGGGCGGUACUGGCGCCGCCUUCUCAAGUUACUCUCCAGGAGGGGGCGGUACUGGCGCCGCCUUCUCAAGUUUCUCUCCAGGAGGGGGCUGUACUGGCGCCGCCUUCUCACGUUCCUGUCCAGGAGGAGCUGGGGAGUUCUGUGGAGCCACCCUGGAGCUGGAGAGACUACAGGAGGGUGGUGGUCAUUGCUCUGGUCUUUCUGGUCUCCAUCAUCCUAUUCGCUCCAGAUGGCUCCCAGCCGCUUCCUGACCAAGCCUUGGUGGCGACCAGUCCCUGGUCGUCUCGCAACCACGGCGUGGGAGGUUCUCAUCCAGAGCAGUGCCCUGCCUCGUUCUGGUUCCUGCCUCGCCGUUUGGUUCCUCACAGAGGUCGUCCGCCCGAAUCGCCCCGUGGGGACCCUGGUGCUUGGCGUCCGGGUCGUCCUCCUGACCUGUCCGCCCGGACGCCUCGUGUUUGGUGGCCUGGAUGGCCACCAGUCUGGGGUUCGGGGGGGGGGGGGGGGCGUGCCAGUUGUCCACUGUGUCACCCUUGAUUGUGCUAUAUAUAAUGUAAAUAC